AUGGAUAUUUCAGAAAAACAGUUAGCUGAUAAAAUUUCCGAAAUAAAUCCUUAUCGGGGUGAGGUAUAUCUAGUGGAAAUAAUUGACGCCCAAGGCUACGAGCAGAAAGGCAAUGAUGAUGAUGAGCGUUUAGCAGUAGUAGUUUCCAACAACCAGCAAAACGCGAAAAAGAAUGUAAUUGUUAUUGUUCCUCUUUCCAGUAAAGUCAAAAAAAUUUAUCCUUUUCAAGUGGCUACUUUCUUCCAAGGCAAACCCGGCAAAGCCAAAUGCGAACAAGUAAGAGCCAUUACCAUUGAAAGAUUUAAGGAAAAAUUGGGCGAGCUGACUGAAAAAGAAAUGAAUGAAAUUGAGGAGAAGUUGGUUUUUGUUUUACAUUUAGAGGGUUUGAUAAAACGGAAAGUUCAAGCCGUGGUCCAAAAAUAUUUAAAGUUAAGUAGCAGAAAAAAAACAAUAAAAAAUCAAGAAGACAAUACUGAAAGAAUAGAGUUGGAAAGUCAACCGAAUAUGGAAGAAAUCGAGACUGAAGAGCAGAGUGUUGAGGAUGAAAAACUUAACGAAGAGAACGCAAAAGCAGAAUUUUUGCAUGAAGUUGUCUGUAAUAAGUUAUUCAGUGCUGGUGACGCUGAACCUAUUGUACCAUGCCUUGGAAUUUCCCAAGAUCCUACAACCAAAAAUUACAUCAUGGUAAUGCAAUGCAUGGAAGAUGGCAGUUUGCGGCAACAUCUACAAAAGAAUUAUGGACGAUUAUAUUUUUAUCAAAAAUUCACCCAAUUAGAAGACGUCGCAGAGGGUUUAAGUUCAAUUCAUAAAAAAGGAUUAAUACACAGAGACUUGCACUCAGGAAAUAUAUUGAGUUUUCAUACAGGAGGUCGUUUUGUUUCUCAAUCUCAUAGGUGCUGUAUUACUGACUUGGGACUAUGUCGGCCUGCUGAUGAAGUUGAUGACAAAAAAAUUUAUGGAGUGUUACCUUAUGUAGCACCGGAAGUGAUCCGCGGAGAACCUUACACCCAAGCGGCUGAUAUUUAUUCUUUUGGAAUGGUGGCUUAUGAAGUACUUUCUGGCUUACCUCCUUACUAUGAUUUAGACUACGAUUCAAAUUUGGCUUUAUUAAUAUUUAAAGGACUACGACCAGAUUUAAGUGAUGUUCAAGCACCUCAACUAUUAAAGGAUUUAAUUAAAAGAUUAGAAAACGGUCAAGUUAUAGUGGAAGUUCCCGUGGGAGAAGUAAGCAAAAUAAUUCCUCUGUAUCAUCCUAAGUUUCAUCCACAAUCAAAAUUUAUUAGUAAACCACUAGACUUCAAAAAUCUUCCUGAAUCCCAAAACAGUCAAGAAAUUAAUGACGAAUUCUACGGUGGUUCCAAAAACCUAGAACUAGAUCUUAAUGAUUUCAACCUAGACGAACUAACCAUUCAAGAAGACCCCCAAGAACAAUCUUCUCACCAAGCCCAAAUCCAAAUCCCACCUAAACAAUAA
Messenger RNA from Paraglomus occultum, 1473 nucleotides. NCBI's taxonomy places the organism in Eukaryota, Fungi, Glomeromycota, Glomeromycetes, Paraglomerales, Paraglomeraceae. The record is from the annotation of a GenBank genome assembly.